Polyodon spathula (Mississippi paddlefish) is the source of this 3870-nucleotide messenger RNA. Its product is annotated as neuronal growth regulator 1-like. The record is from RefSeq and is a predicted model, not a curated record. Bases 235 to 1323 code for a protein of 362 amino acids. Gene Ontology annotation, cellular component: neuron projection. The transcript has 8 exons. Lineage: Eukaryota; Metazoa; Chordata; Actinopteri; Acipenseriformes; Polyodontidae.
AUCAGAGCCUGGGGGCUGUCUGCUGUUCAGCCUGCUCUCAUUUUACAUCACAUUUCCUCACUAGAUGGUGUGCGAGCCACUGGAGAACAGACUUCUUCUUUACAGUAUUGCCCUGACAAAACAAACCUGGAAAAGUCUCUGGAACGCCAUUUCUUGAGCUUUUUCACAGAGGGAAGAGCUGGAAUAAGAACACUGUUAGAGGCUUGUGGAAGAUAAGGAAGCAUUCUAGCUGUGAUGGACAUAAUGAUGAUGGUGCAGGAUGCUUGUUGCUCUGGCCAGUGGCUUACUGCGGCCGUUCUCAGUCUCUGCUGCUUUUUGCCCUCCUGUCUGCCUGCUGCGCAACGUGUGGACUUUCCUUGGUCUGCGGUGGACAAUCUUGUUGCCAGACAAGGGGACACUGCUGUUCUGAGGUGCUAUCUUUCAGAUGGUGCCUCAAAGGGUGCUUGGCUGAAUCGGUCCAGUAUCAUUUUUGCCGGCGAUGAUAAAUGGUCAGUGGACCCUCGCGUAUCAAUUGUAUCGAGUAUUGGCAGUAAACGAGAGUACAGCCUGCAGAUACAGAACGUGGAUGUUCCUGAUGAUGGCCAAUACACAUGUUCCGUACAAACCCAGCACAAUCCAAGAACAAUGCAGGUGCAUUUAACAGUACAAGUUCCCCCGAAGAUCUAUGACAUCUCUUCUGACAUUGUUGUUAAUGAAGGCACCAACAUCACACUUAUUUGCCUGGCCAGUGGGAAACCGGAGCCUUCCAUCUCUUGGAGACAUAUAACCCCAUUAGCCAAGACGUUUGAAACUGGAGAGUACCUAGUGAUAACUGGAAUCACUAAGGACCAGGCCGGAGACUAUGAAUGCAGUGCUGAAAAUGAUGCCUCAUUCCCCGAUAUGAAGAAAGUUAAAGUCAUAGUAAACUUUCCUCCGGCAAUAUUGGAAAUGAAGCAUGCUGGAGUGGGUGUGGGACGCACUGUAUUAAUAAGGUGUGAAACAGCUGCAGUGCCAGCUCCUCUCUUUGAGUGGUACAAAGGCGAAAGAAAGCUUUCCAAUGGGCGACAAGGGAUUAUUAUUCAGAACUACAGCACGAGAUCUAUUCUCACUCUGUCCAACAUGACAGAGGAUCAUUACGGUAACUACACAUGUAUCGCUGUCAACAAGCUUGGAACAGCCAACGCCAGCCUGCCUCUAAUCCCAUAUAUUGAACCUACCGCUACUAGCCCUGUGUCAAGUCCAGCACCAAGCACUGCACAAUAUGGGAUUACAGGAAGCGCUGAAGUUCUUUUUUCCUGGUGGUACCUGAUGCUGGCGCUUUCCUCCUACAUCAGCAUAUACUAAAAGAAGAUCACCACUCACAACGAAUGUAAAGAACCCUAAGAGCAUUUACGAAUCCUUUCAUAUGGUUGACGACUGGAUCCAAUCUGGUACAGUUUGUUAAAAGCAGCGUGGGAUAUAAUCAGCAUUACAUGAUGUGGGGAUGAUCACCUUCUGUAGAAUUGCUCAUUAUGUAAAUACCUGAAUUCAACGUUUCUUCUGAUUAUCUACCUUGUGAAUCAGUACACAUUGUCCUAUUCAAAGCGUAAAAGCUCAGAAAUUACUUUUUAGGUCAUUUUCGUGUUGUUAUCUUUAAUAGUUCAAAAAUGUUAUGUCCUGGUUUGACAAGUCCCAUGUAAAGUAAGAUACAUUCACAUAACAAUACUGUAGUCAGCAUUACAAGAUGUGAAAUCAACAUAGAAAAAUACUAUAAUUUAAACCCCAUUGAAUGCCAUUCCUUUUAACCCCCUAUUUUGAGAAAAAAAUGUGUUCUAACAAAGUGUCUUGAUAUGAAAUGAUACCCAACAUCUGAAGCAGUGGAGCCAGGCGCGCCAAGAUUUUUAAGUAAAGAUUCUCAGAAAGUAGUUAUUCGUUUGGUCAAAAACAUGAACAGUAAUAUCACAGAGGGUGCAUAUUUACUCUGUUAUGGUUUUUGAAGGUUUAGCUGCUGGUCUUGGGAGUAAAAACAUAUCAAACAUGAAAGCAGUCAUGCUCUGUCUGCUGUGGUUCAUCCAUGCCCUUUUGAAAAGGCAGUGGUGAAAUCAUGUAAAAAGGGGGUGAGGUGGAACACAGUCAGGACUUAUUCAGUUGUGUCAGGUCUUUUGCACAAAAGUUAUAGCCAUGAGUACUGUAUGUAUUAAAUGGAUAUUGUAUAUGGUAGCUGUUUUCUUGUCCAUUUAGCAGUUGAAUUUGGAUAAGGCUGUAUAUAUUUUGAAUCAAUAAAAAUCCACAAUUCUACCACUUGAAAAGUAUUUUAAAGGUUUAUAUACAUGGUCUGGCUAAUGUACUGUAUUUUGGGUUAUACUGUUUUUAUCAGAGCAUCCUCAAAAAGUAAUUUGAAGAUUUUGAUUUUUGUUAACAGGCAAUAAACUACAGUAAUUAUACAUUUGUUACAUACAGUUGUUAUUAUACAUUGUUUAAUAAUUUUAUAUUGUUCAAUUGUAUUACCGUUAUUACAGUCCCAACCAUAAUCUUCACCUGUGAAACUGAGAAAAUUAGAGAUUAUUACUGUUAACUAUUGUCUGGGAAUAUAAACCGUGACCAGAAUUUAUUUUUCCAAUUUAACCUUUAGAUAAAAUGGAGGGAGAAAAAAAAUCAUACCUGUCAUCUUCUGUUGAAGAAUUUCCAAUUCACUCCAUGUUGAUGCAGGUAGAACUUGGUCAACAUUGAAAGAGAACACUGUAUUCUAAGGUUUGAAUUGUCUUUCUGUUUGAGGAUUUAUAAACAAAUUAACCAUUGCCUUAUAGCAGAUAGAUAUCCUGGACUAACUGGCACACUAAUUAAAAUCAGUUCUGAGGUUCAAAUCAGGUAUAGUCUGCUGAGGGUGUGCAAAUAAUUCAUAUUGACUUUCCCUCUUUCCAUUACCAAAUUAAAGUGAUUUAUGCACAUCUUUAAAAACUAUUUGAGAUAACUGGAAAGAUCCUUGGCUUAACUUAAUAUACAUUGCGACUUAAUAAUACCAGUUCCCAUCAGAAUAGUCCACGUUAGGUCAUUGGCAGAAGGGCUAUGUUUGAUUGUGUUGUACCUGCCAUACAGUAUGUGUAGGCGAUGAAACUAACAUUAAUAUAGGACAGUGGCAAUUCAUGCAUGAAUAAUAAUCCCAGUCUUCUUUUUUCUUGAUUCUCAAGUUACAAUUUACCACAGUUAAUUAAAAAUAAUCCUAUACAAUGCCCCAAAGGUUUAAUGUAAUUGCUUCAGCUUUUGAUAGUAUUUGUUAAUCUUCUGCUGCUGAUAAUUUUAGUUUUCAAGGAUUUAUUUGUACUUUAACUCUGAUUAAGGGGGCACAGAAAGUUCAGGCAAUGGGACCCAAGGAAAAGUAUGCGGAUAAGGUUUAGCUCCUAUUAUCUGCAACACAGGAAAUGAAUGGGAAGAAAGAACUUCCAUCAACCAUACAGCAUUGUGGCAGGAUAAAUAGACUGAACUGUUAGAGAGCCAGGAUAAUGUCAACAGCAAAUAAAUGAGAAAUUGAGAAAGCUGAUAUGCUAAUGAAAGAGUAUAUUUUUUUUAAACGUCUGUUUUGAAGCUUUUAACACAGCUGUGAUAAAUGUUCUUUAUAAAACGACAUGACCUAUUUUAAGAAUGACUGUAUCUUUAAGAGUGAUUAAUAAUUAAGACACAGUUGUUUAAAUAUUCAUGUCAUUAUUGAAGGGCCGCAUCCCACCGUUUCCAAAGGUGUUUGCCUACUGUAGUGUUAUAAAUAAAAUCAAAGGGCACUGUUUUUUUCAUGGCACUAAUUAUUCACAAAAAACGGAAUAGAAGUUUUUAAUGAACCACACUAUUAUUUAUCACACAGAUAUAUUGGUUUCAAUAAUUAAUAAACACACUUUAGAACUUCCAAGGGAAUUACAAUAU